Messenger RNA from Trichomonas vaginalis G3, 312 nucleotides. RefSeq names its product spectrin binding. NCBI's taxonomy places the organism in Eukaryota, Parabasalia, Trichomonadida, Trichomonadidae. Gene Ontology annotation, cellular component: cytoplasm; nucleus. The transcript has a single exon. Gene Ontology annotation, molecular function: protein binding. Bases 1 to 312 code for a protein of 103 amino acids. The record is from RefSeq and is a predicted model, not a curated record.
AUGAUCGACAUUCCAUCUCGUUACGAAUAUUUCCUAUCAAUUGGUUCAAAUAUCAAUGAAAUAUGUAUAUCUCCUCUUCAAUAUGCAGCAUAUAAAAAUAAUAAAGAAAUUGCCGAACUUCUUAUUUCACAUAGUGCAUGCGUCAAUCAAAAUAAUUACUAUGGAAGAACCCCAAUUCAUGAUGCAGCCGAAUAUAAUAGCAAAGAAACAGCCGAACUUCUUAUUUCACAUGGUGCGAACAUCACUGAUAAAGGAAUAGAUGGAAAAACUGCUCUUCAUAUUGCAGUUUUAUUAUUAUUAUUUAAAUGCUGA